GGAAGCCGUAGGCCCUAGGUUCCCCGAGCCACCUCAGUCAGGAGCCAGUGCGCUCCGCAUCCCCGGAGCCCCACAGCCUCAGACCCCGGAGCCCUCGCGACCCGAAGUCCCCCGAGUCCCCCGGUGCCCUGCGCCUCGCGUCCCCGCGCGCUCCCCCAAGUCCCGGCGGCGGCCGGCCACCGCCCGACCCGGCGCAGAACGCUGCCUUCCUCCGUUGCACCGGUGCCAUGGCCGCCCCCGACCUGUCCACCAACCUCCAAGAGGAGGCCACCUGCGCCAUCUGCCUCGACUACUUCACGGACCCGGUGAUGACCGACUGCGGCCACAAUUUCUGCCGCGAGUGCAUCCGGCGCUGCUGGGGCCAGCCCGAGGGCCCGUACGCUUGUCCCGAGUGCCGCGAGUUGUCCCCGCAGAGGAACCUGCGGCCCAACCGCCCGCUCGCCAAGAUGGCCGAGAUGGCGCGGCGCCUGCAUCCGCCGUCGCCGGUCCCGCAGGGCGUGUGUGCCGCGCACCGCGAGCCGCUGGUGGCUUUCUGCGGCGACGAGCUGCGCCUGCUGUGCGCGGCCUGCGAGCGCUCGGGGGAGCACUGGGCUCACCGCGUGCGCCCGCUGCAGGACGCGGCCGACGAUCUCAAGGGCAAGCUGGAGAAAUCCCUGGAGCAUCUACGGAAGCAAAUGGAGGAUGCAUUGCUGUUUCAGGCCCAGGCGGAGGAGACCUACUCGUUGUGGCAGAAGAUGGUGGAGAGCCAGCGGCAGAACGUGCUGGCGGAGUUUGAGAGACUGCGCCGGCUGCUUGUGGAGGAGGAGCAGCGGCUGCUGCAGAGGCUGGAGGAGGAGGAGCUGGAGGUGCUGCCCCCCCUGCGGGAGAGCGCGGCCCAGCUCGGGCAGCAGAGCACCCAGCUGGCCGAGCUCAUCAGCGAGCUGGAGGGGCGCUGCCAGCUACCAGCGCUCGGGCUGCUGCAGGACAUUAGGGACACCCUGCGCAGGGUCCAGGAUGUGAAGCUACAGCCUCCUGAGGUGGUGCCCAUGGAAAUGCGGACGGUGUGCAGGGUCCCGGGGCUGGUGGAGGCCUUGCGGAGGUUUCGAGGGGACAUCACCCUGGAUCCUGACACCGCCAACCCCGAGCUGAUCCUGUCGGAGGACAGGAGGAGCGUGCGGCGUGGGGACCUGCGGCAGGCCCUGCCCGACAGCCCCGAGCGGUUCGACCCUGGGCCUUGCGUGCUGGGCCGGGAGCCCCUGACGUCGGGCCGCCACUACUGGGAGGUGGAGGUCGGGGAGCGGGCCAGCUGGGCCCUGGGCGUCUGCAGGGAGGACGCCAACCGCAAGGAGAAGGGCGAGCUGUUUGCGGGGAACGGGUUCUGGCUCCUCGUGUUCCUGGGGAGCUACUACAACUCCUCCGAGCGGGCGUUCGCCCCCCUCCGAGACCCGCCUCGGCGUGUGGGCAUCUUUCUGGACUAUGAGGCCGGACAUCUAUCCUUCUACAGCGCCAGCGAUGGGUCGCUCUUGUAUACCUUCCCUGAGACGCCUUUCUCGGGAACGCUGCGGGCCCUCUUCUCACCUCUGUCCAGCAGCCCGACCCCUAUGACCAUCUGCAGGCUGAAAGGUGGGCCUGGAGACAUGCUGGCUCCCCAGUGAGCAGGCCUCUCAACAAUCCCCUUGUCCUGCCUUCUGAGUCCUCAAGCCACUUGGAAAACCCGAGAGAAGGGUACUUGUUCUCUGAGCUAUGGCGAGCACGCAUAGUGCCACUCGGAUAUGUGCCGCAGAACUGAACUCUGUCGCUGCCGCUCCCAGGAAGCCGUGUGCAAGACUGUGUGGGGUGGGACCCUCCAAGGUCAGCAGGUGCCGAGACCAGACCCCAUUUGCCAAUGUGUCACCCACAGCCCUUGGCAGAGCCCUGAGCCUGGGGCCCCGGUAGCUCUGGUUCCAGGAGCCUCCCCAGCCUGCCCUGCCCAGCCUCAGUCUAGGGUGAGACACCAGGGCCUGCAGAACUUUGGCUGCAACUUGAGCCCCCAAAACCCUGGGGCCGCACCUCGGGAAAGCUGCUGUCCUGUGAGGCUGCUGGCCAAGAGGUGGCUCCAAGCCUACCAGCCUGUCUUGGGGUCUGGUCCUGCAAAACUGGAUGCGGUUGACUCCCAUUAAUUGGGGUGCAGCAGAGUCCUCAGGAGACAGGUGAUAUGGGAAAGGCCAGAGGAAGGGAACUGGGAGCAAGUCACUGAAUAAAGGGGGUUGAUUAACUAGAACACACAGGCGCCCUCAAAUCCCCCUGAGCGUGGCCCAUUUGGGGCUUCUGGAAAAUGCUCCCUCCCUGGCCCCUAGUGCAGAAGUUCAGAUCUGGGAGGUCUGGGGGCCUGGAAGUGAGUGCAAGGUUCAGAAAUGACGCAACCUCGUGGUUUCCAUCUGAGCGGGGCUGAGAACAGCCAGCUGGCGUGGCCCGCACAAAUGCCUCUUCAGUGGCCCGUGGGGCUGUCCCUGAGCUCAGAACCCAGAGUCUCACCCCUGCCUGGGGCAAGGGGUGAGGCCACAGAGAGCCCUGGCUUACAGAAUCCAGGAUUUCAUUUUGCUUUAAGUUUCGGCAGCUUCUUCACCCUUCUUAAGAAGGUGUGGUGCAGAGAAGCUAGAUUUUAUUAAUGGUAAGGACUACUCUCACAGUAAAGAAACUAACAGUUGUCUGUAGGCCCUUUACCUUUAAGGUGGGGGGGUGUGGGGCAGCCCUCCAGAGGGUCGCCCCUGGGAGAGGGGAUACGGAAGCAAGCUGCUCACUGGCACAGUCAGGGAUGCACCUGCCGCUCACACCUGCACGGCAGCUCCCAGAUGUGGUCUCCGCGUUCUUUGCUCAACACGUGUGUUCAUUUCGUGCAAAUACUGUGGGAAUUUGUUCCUUUUUUUUUUUUCUUCCAGAUAACCUGAUAAACAUUUCCCAUGUUCCACCGUG
Messenger RNA from Camelus dromedarius (Arabian camel), 2931 nucleotides. It is a transcript of the gene TRIM11, whose product is annotated as tripartite motif containing 11. Gene Ontology annotation, biological process: protein ubiquitination; regulation of gene expression. The record is from RefSeq and is a predicted model, not a curated record. Gene Ontology annotation, cellular component: cytoplasm. Lineage: Eukaryota; Metazoa; Chordata; Mammalia; Artiodactyla; Camelidae. Gene Ontology annotation, molecular function: protein binding; ubiquitin protein ligase activity; zinc ion binding. The transcript is spliced from 6 exons. The coding region runs from base 228 to 1634 and encodes 468 amino acids.